AUGUCUCGCUCGGACUUCAUAUUAAGUUCUAUGCUUGAGUUUUUGGCGUCCGAUUCAUGGUGGAGUAACAUACUCGAUUUCAUGUUAUCAAAAUGCGAACCAUUUCAAAAACAUGAUACGAUUUCCAUCAAAGAGUUUAUUGUUUAUCAAGAAUAUUUAAGUUUCUUGGAACGACUAUUAUAUAAUGAUUUUUGCAAUCAGUUCUCUCUAGAACCCAGAGAAUUAGAAGAAACAAUCGCUAAUGAACUCUUAUCAUCGAACAAAAUGGCUUUACAGAUUCAAGAACAACUUCUUAGAAGUACAGACUUCAUCACAUUCAGAGAAGAUAUGAUUGCUCAUAAUGAAAGAAUUGAGCAAGAAGUAAACUCCAUAAUGAACGUACCAAACCUACCAAUAGCUGAACCAGAAUCAAUACCUAUUCACGAACCUGAGGUUCCUAAUUCAAAACUCCCUUCUUUAAACUUAAUCCCUUCACCUCGUGGCCAGCGUUUCGUAGUUAAUCCAAAUAUAAUGCCAAAACCUUCACCUAGGAGGAAACUAAUGAUUAAUCCUGAAAUGAGAAAUAUUUCUCAGCUUCCAAUGUUACUGAGUAAAAAUAAGGAAUACACACAGGUUUUGAAAAGCCCAAUUCCUCUUAUAAAACUCCUAAAACCAUUAGCUGUCAAAUUGCCUCCUUUAAGUCGAAGUCCAAGAUAUUAA
Molecule: messenger RNA, 699 nt
Organism: Trichomonas vaginalis G3
Lineage: Eukaryota; Parabasalia; Trichomonadida; Trichomonadidae
Product: phosphodiesterase HL family
Exons: 1
Coding region: 1-699 (232 amino acids)
Cellular component (GO): ciliary base; axoneme
Source: RefSeq, a predicted model, not a curated record